CUCUUCCUUCCCCUUCGCCUCCGGGGCCACCGCGCUGGGGACAGGUGGCCCUGGGCUGGGGACAGCCACUCGGCAUGGCCGGGGACACCGGGAUGGCCGGGAGGGUGGCACUGCUCCUGUGGGCCCAGACCCUCGGCCUCGCUGGUGCCCGGACCCCCCAGCUCCUCGUGGAGCCCCCCUGGGUGCCGGCGGUGCGGUGGGACUGGGUGACACUGACCUGCCAGGGCUCGGGGACAGCCGGUGCCACCACCUGGUACAAGGACGGGCAGCGCUGGGGACAGCGGGGACGUGACCACAUCACUGUCACCAAGAGUGGCACCUACACGUGUGACAGACCCGGCACCGAGCUCAGCUCCCCUGUGACUGUCUCCGAUGCCGGGCUGGUGCUGCAGGUGCCGGCGCGGGCGCUGCUGGAGGGGGACACGGUGACACUGCGCUGCCGGGGCUGGUGGAACAACACGGUCACCUCAGUGUCCUUCUACCGUGAGGAGGAGAAACUGAGGUGGCACCGCGGUGGCACCGAGCUGUCACUGUCACCUCUGCGGCUGCAGCACAGCGGCCGCUACAGCUGCAAGGGUUGGGUGGAAUAUUGGGCGUCAAAGGAAUUCCAGGAGUCACAGGCGGUGACAGUGACAGUGCAGGAGCUCUUCUCGGUGCCGGUGCUGGAGGGUCCCCCCGAGCCCACCGAGGGGUCCCCCCUUAAUCUCCGCUGCCUCAGCACCCGCAGCCCCCUGCGGCCCCGAGCCCCGCUCCUGCACGUGUUUUACCGGGACGGGCAGAUGGUGGGGGGCUCGUGGGGGUCCCCACAGCUGCUGGUUCCCACCGUGGGGGUCUCCCACUCGGGGAAUUACAGCUGCGAGGUGCGUUCCGAGGAUGGGGCCGUGCGGAAGAGCAGCGCCCGGCUCCGCGUCACGGUGCGCAGGGUCCCACCCUCGGGGGUGUCCCUGUCGGCGCAGCCCCCCGGGGCACAGGUGGCACUUGGGGACAGGCUGGUGCUGAGCUGCGCGGUGGCCGAGGGGACAGGUCCCCUGUCCUUCUCCUGGCACCGGGAGGGCUCGGGGGCACCGCUGGGCACCGGGCCCCGCCUGGAGCUGCGGCACCUUGGGGACAACGACAGCGGCCAGUACCGGUGCCGGGUCAGCGACGGGGACAGCGUGGCCGAGAGUGACCCCCUGAAUGUCACCGUGCUGGUGCCCGUGGCCAAUGCCACCAUCACCCCCGGUCCCCUGGCACCCCCGGUGCGCGCAGGUGACCCCGUCACCCUGCGCUGCUCGGUGCAGGUGGGCUCAGCCCCUGUCACCUUCACCUGGUGGCACAACGGGCAGGAGGUGGCCCAGGGUCCCCUCCUGGAGCUUGGGGACGUCGAGGUGGGACAUUCGGGCACCUACCAGUGCGUGGCCACCAACCAGCUGGGACAGGACGGGCACCGCGUGUUCCGGGCGCUCAGCACGGAGGUGGCACUGGAGGUGACACCGCAGGGACACGGGGACACAGUGGCCGCAGGGGUCGGUGGGACCCUUUUGUUCCUGGUCCUGCUCGUGGGUGUCACUGUGGCCUGGCAGCGGUGGCACCGAGGGGCCGCCAGGGAACACCAGGAAAGGGCCCCCCCAAAUCCCACAGCCCCCCCAGAGGAGGGGGAGGUGCUGUACACCCAAAUUGUGACCACCGAGAGGACAGGGGUGUCCCCCCGUGCCACCACACCCCAGGACCCCCCAGUGACCUACGUAGAGCUGCGGGGACCCCACGGGCGACAUCAGGAACACGGUGACAUCUACGAGAAUGUGCUGUGACAGCGGGGGGAAUUGGGUGUCCCCACCCAUGGGUGCCCAUACAUGUGUGUGCUGCCACUAAAAACUGCCCCUCUCCCUCUCUGUGGAGGCACAAAGAUCCCAAAAACCCAAAGAGAAGAAAAAUUUCCUGAAACAGAAAUAGAAUAAAACCAACAGAACAACAA
Taeniopygia guttata (zebra finch) is the source of this 1954-nucleotide messenger RNA. The record is from RefSeq and is a predicted model, not a curated record. NCBI's taxonomy places the organism in Eukaryota, Metazoa, Chordata, Aves, Passeriformes, Estrildidae.